AGCAGAGAAGGGAGAACCGCCACCGUCGCUAGCCGCGCGCAGAGGACCACCGCUGUUCUCAGAUCGACGCCGCUUGUUCGAGGAGAAUCGCCGCCGUCCGCGUGCAGUCAGGCCGGGUUGAGGAGCCGCCACCGUCCUCAGUUGACGCUGCUGGUUGAGGAUCCGCCGCCGUAGUCCUGUAACCCGCUGCGCACAGCUCCGCCGAAGUCCAGUGUUGAUUGCCGUCCAAAUUGCACAGCCGCCAGAACAAAAAAGGCUUUGAAGAAAAAAAGGGUUUUUUCUAUUUGGCAGGAGUUUCGGCAAAAAGGAAAAAAGGUUUUUUUGUUGCUGGAUCGAAGAAGAGAAAAAACAGUUGGGCCGUGUGAUUUUUUGUUUUGGGCUGGUUUUUAGGUUUGGACUGGUCUUAUUCGUGGGCUGUGGAUUUGGCCUUGAUUUUUUGACGAAAUUACCAAGAUCUGAAAUUAGUUGUACCGGGUAUCUCGUCUAGUCGUUUGAGAUGGUAGAAGAUGAGAAGUUCCGAAUUGAGAAGUUCGAUGGUACAGAUUUCAGUUGGUGGAGGAUGCAAAUUGAAGAUUUGCUCGCUCAGAAAGAUUUAGACGUGGUAUUGGGUGACAAGCCAGAAAAGAUGUCGGAUGCAGAUUGGGCAGGUUUGGACCGGAAAGCUAUGUCCGUGAUCCGUCUCUCGUUGACCAAGAAUGUUGCAUUCAACAUUCUAAAGGAGAAGACAGCGAAGGGAAUUAUGGAUGCGCUGUCUAACAUGUACGAGAAGCCAUCUGCAGCGAAUAAAGUUUUUCUGAUCAGAGAGCUGGUGAACACAAGAAUGAAAGAAGACACUUCUGUUACCGAGCAUAUCAAUAAGCUGAAUUCGAUCUUAGCCAGACUUUUGUCAGUGGGCAUUAAGUUCGAUGAUGAAGUUCAAGCUUUGCUACUGCUAUCGUCUUUACCUGAUAGUUGGUCCGGAACGGUUACAGCAGUUACCGGUUCAGUGGGACCCGAUGGAUUCACCUUUGAUCAGAUUCGAGAUCUCGUUCUUGGCGAGGAUGUUAGAAGAAAGAGUUUAGGGGAGUCAUCUGGUGAAUUACUUCAUGUUGGUAGAGGCAGAAGAUAUAGCAAAGGCUCUGCGAGUGACGAGGAGGUCGCUCUGACUUGCUGUGAGGAAAGCAAUGUGGAUUCCUGGGUCAUGGAUUCUGGUGCUUCAUUUCAUGCUACCCACAACGGUGAAGCAUUGCAGAAUCUAGUUGUUGGGGACUUUGGAAAGGAUGUCAAAGUUGUUCCAGCCUUGAAGAAAAGUUUGAUUUCUGUCAGGCAGUUGGACGAACAGGGAUAUGAGGUGAAGUUCAGAGAUGGGCAGUGGAAGGUCGUGAAGGGAAAUCUUAUCAUGGCCCGUGGAAAGAAGAGAGGUUCGCUGUAUAUGGUCGAGUUACCAUCUGAGGGAGUGACCGUCCCAGUUCAGAAGAGAAACAAAGUCCGGUUCACAGAGUCUCGUGGGCAGAACAAGGUUGUUUGUGCAAGAGAGAAACCUAGAGCCACUGGUCAGACUCAGGAUGAACGAGCCUGUAAAGGUUCAAGGGGGCCAGUCAGAGGUAUUUGUGGCAGUGGGAGCUCAAGAGGCACUUCAGCCAAGUUGCCUAGAAGACAGUGGGUCAGGAGAACCAGUAUUCCAGCUGUUGGAACAUCUCAAGAAAAUUUCUUGCUGAGUACGGAGAAUGUUUGUUCUCAGGAUGUUCCAGGAUCUGGCAGUGUGCAUAUGCAGUGCGAGCCGGUAGGGACCGAGGACGAGUCAGGGGCAGAUUUUGCCGUGACGGAUGUGUUGGAGUUUGGGAGAGCUUCAACGGGCCUUUCAGUUGUCUGAUGAUAGGGCCGCUGCAACAGGAGAGCUGAGGAAGAUUACUCGAUGUACAGGGAAUCGUGGUGGAUGACAGUUGAUGACUAUCAAGCCUCCAAGUGGGAGAAUGUUGGGUUUGUGGAGGCUUGGGCUUGACUUUUGGCCCGGCCCAUGUUACGAAACCCUAGAUGCACUCUUCUUAUAUAUAUUGCAUACUUGUACUUGUAAUCGGCACCACAAGUGAAAUAAGAAAAUCCUCCUGUUGCAGCCGUGGAUUAGGGAAACCGA
This is a messenger RNA of Cuscuta campestris, 2113 nucleotides long. NCBI's taxonomy places the organism in Eukaryota, Viridiplantae, Streptophyta, Magnoliopsida, Solanales, Convolvulaceae. The record is from the annotation of a GenBank genome assembly.